Molecule: messenger RNA, 1558 nt
Organism: Alnus glutinosa
Lineage: Eukaryota; Viridiplantae; Streptophyta; Magnoliopsida; Fagales; Betulaceae
Product: aspartyl protease AED3
Exons: 3
Coding region: 63-1373 (436 amino acids)
Biological process (GO): proteolysis
Molecular function (GO): aspartic-type endopeptidase activity
Source: RefSeq, a predicted model, not a curated record
UCUCUUGAGUCUUGACCACACUGAACCAUCCAAACCCAACGCACUCAAGCUCACAACUAGCCAUGGAUGUGACUGUGAGAUCCUUUUCUCUAUCAGCCAUAGCCCUCCUCCUCUUUGUGUCCUUUGCCCAAGGGCAGAACCCCAGGUGCGAGACUCCGGACCAGGGCUCGAACCUGCAGGUGUUCCACGUGUACAGCCCGUGCUCCCCAUUCAGGCCCUCAAAGCCACUCUCAUGGGAGGAGAGUGUGCUCCAAAUGCUGGCCAAGGACCAGGCCAGGAUCCAGUACUUGUCCAGCCUGGUGGCCAGGAAAUCUGUCGUGCCGAUUGCCUCCGGCAGGCAGAUCACUCAGAGCCCCACGUAUAUUGUGAGGGCCAAGUUUGGUACGCCUGCUCAGACGCUGCUCUUGGCCAUGGAUACCAGCAAUGAUGCUGCCUGGGUGCCUUGCACCGGCUGUGUAGGCUGCUCAUCUACAGUACUGUUUUCUGCCGACAAAUCCACCUCCUUCAAGACCCUUGGUUGCCAAGAACCCCGAUGCAAGCAGGUGCCCAACCCCAGUUGCAGUGGCCCUGUGUGUGGUUUCAACAUAACCUACGGCAGCUCCACUGUAGCGGCUAACCUAGGCGUGGACAACAUCACCCUAGCCACUGACUCGGUCUCUGGCUACACCUUCGGCUGCAUACAGAAGGCAACAGGCAGCUCGGUGCCACCCCAGGGGCUCUUGGGCCUUGGCCGAGGCCCACUUUCACUCCUAUCCCAGACCCAAAACCUCUACCAAUCCACAUUUUCAUACUGCCUGCCUAGCUUCAAGACCCUCAACUUCUCUGGGUCGUUGAGGCUUGGCCCUGUUGGGCAGCCGACGAGGAUCAAGUACACCCCCUUGCUCAAAAACCCUAGAAGAUCAUCACUGUAUUAUGUCAACUUGGUUGCAAUUAGGGUUGGUCGGAAAAUUGUCGACAUUCCGCCUGCUGCUUUGGCGUUCAAUCCGACGACUGGAGCAGGGACAGUCAUUGAUUCAGGCACGGUCUUCACCCGGCUGGUGGCACCGGCGUACAUCGCAGUAAGAGACGAGUUCCGCCGCCGAGUCAGGAACGCGGCAGUGACAAGCCUAGGCGGCUUUGACACAUGCUACUCGGUCCCAAUCGUUGCACCCACAAUAACGUUCAUGUUCACAGGCAUGAACGUGACGCUGCCACCCGACAACCUGCUAAUCCACAGCACAUCGGGCAGCACCACAUGCUUAGCCAUGGCAGCCGCGCCGGACAACGUGAACUCAGUGCUGAAUGUGAUAGCGAACAUGCAGCAGCAGAACCACCGUGUGCUUUUCGAUGUGCCAAACUCCAGGCUCGGUGUGGCCCGUGAGCUCUGUACCUAAUUUUGUGGUGUUUUUGGUUGAUUAACUGUCUAAAGGCAUUUCUAGCUAGCUUUGUACCUGGUGUGUCACGGGGCUCUCUGUAGCGGUCUCUGUCUUUAUCUUUAUGUUUGAAUCCUUAAUGAUUACUUUAGCAUGGGUCGUACAAUGUCACGGGUUAUAUUACUUCCAACACUUUUUGCUGUCAA